Molecule: messenger RNA, 1244 nt
Organism: Tarenaya hassleriana
Lineage: Eukaryota; Viridiplantae; Streptophyta; Magnoliopsida; Brassicales; Cleomaceae
Product: dihydroceramide fatty acyl 2-hydroxylase FAH2
Exons: 9
Coding region: 265-978 (237 amino acids)
Biological process (GO): lipid biosynthetic process; fatty acid metabolic process
Cellular component (GO): membrane; endoplasmic reticulum
Molecular function (GO): fatty acid 2-hydroxylase activity; iron ion binding
Source: RefSeq, a predicted model, not a curated record
CAGAGCAGUGGUGCUCCCCUCAUUUGAGAGCAAGUCUUCGGUAGAGAGAUUCUUUCCCUCAAGAGAAUCUUGAGUUGUUCUUACUCGGAUCGGCGUUUUCUCAUUGAAAGUUUGGGACUUUGCUCAUGGAUUGCUCAUAAAGCUGGUUAUUUCCUUCUGGGUCUCCUCGUUAGAUCGUGGGUGCUUGUCGAGUGAAAUUCUGUCUUCUGUUUGGAUGCAAAGGAAAUCUUUUGACUGUCCUUAGCACAUAUAGAGUUGGUGAAGAUGGUUGCUAAGGGCUUCACCGUCGAUUUGAACAAGCCUCUGGUCUUUCAGGUUGGUCAUCUUGGUGAAGCAUAUCAAGAAUGGGUUCAUCAACCUAUCAUAACUGUAGAGGGUCCUCGAUUCUUCGAAAGUGAAUUUUGGGAGUUCUUGACUCGCACAGUUUGGUGGGCAAUCCCAACUAUUUGGCUGCCGGUUGUUUUCUACUCAAUCUCAAUCUCUGCAAGGAUGGGACAUACUUUUCCCAAUAUCGGUUUAUUGGUUGCGUUGGGUGUGCUCAUUUGGACACUGCUCGAGUACACAUUGCAUCGUUUUCUUUUCCAUAUCAACACUACGAGUUAUUGGGGAAACACUCUGCACUAUCUUCUUCAUGGAUGCCACCACAAGCACCCAAUGGAUGGCCUUCGUCUUGUUUUCCCUCCUGCAGCAACUGCUAUUCUCUGUAUUCCUUUCUGGAAAGUACUUCAUUUGUUGGCCACUCCUUCUACUGCCCCUGCUCUGUUUGGAGGCGGUCUGCUCGGCUAUGUGAUGUAUGAUGUGACUCAUUACUAUCUGCAUCAUGGUCAACCUUCAGACCAAACCUUCAAACAUCUCAAGAAAUAUCACCUGAACCAUCACUUCAGAAUUCAGAACAAGGGAUUUGGGAUCACGUCGUCGCUGUGGGACAAGGUGUUUGGAACACUCCCCAGUUCAAAAGCUGCUGAGAAGAGAAGCUAAAUCAGUGGCAACAGUUUCAAGUAUCCCAAGGCUUAGGGCUCAUUGAUCUUCUGUAUUCUGAUUCAUCUCGCAGUUUUGUCUGCAUUCUUUGUUAGAAGUUGGGAUGGUUUCGAGUGAAUUUCAUGUGGGUGUCGGUACUCCAAAUCUUUCUGUAAUGUUAAGAUACAUCAUUUCUUUGUGUUUCCUCGAGCAGCUGUUCCAUCGUAGCACAUAACAAGGUAGAACAUGAACUGGGUGUCUGAAAAUCAAUGGUGUUUCUUCUGUUC